AGUCUUAUUCUCAUCAACAAUUUGAAGAAGAAAAAAAGAGAAUAUUUUUUGUAUUAAUUUGAGUAAAGAAAAAUGUCAACUACAAUUGAAAUUGGUGGUGAAUCAAGUGCUGUUGCUAAGGGCAAAGCACCUUUAAUUGGAGUUUCUAAUUAUACUAGUAGUUAUGAGAAAAAAGGAGGCUAUAAGAAAGGGAUUGCUAUUUUUGACUUUAUUAUGAGACUUGGUGGUGUCAUUUCUGCUCUUAGUGCUGCUGCUAUUGUGGGAACUAGUGAUGAAACUCUCCCCUUUUUCACUCAGUUCUUUCAAUUUGAAGCUGGUUAUGAUGAUUUUCCUACUUUCCAGUUCUUUGUGAUAGCAAUGGGACUAGUUGCGGGGUAUUUGGUCCUUUCACUUCCAUUUUCAGUUGUAGGCAUAAUUCGCCCUCAUGCUCUUGGAAUCAGACUCUUCCUCCUUAUUUCCGACACUAUUGCACUGACACUAAACACCGCCGCGGGUGCUGCGGCGGCUGCCGUAGUGUACUUAGCACACAACGGGAACCAAAGUGCAAACUGGCUGGCUGUGUGCCAACAGUUCGGUGAUUUUUGCCAGAAUGUGAGCGGCGGUGUGGUGGCUUCAUUUGCUUCGGUGGUUGUGUUUGUGGUGUUAGUUGUUGUGUCUGCGGUGGCUCUUCGAAAGCAGUAAUUUAUGAAGAAUUUGAGCAAGAAACUAAAUCCUUAAUCGUUUUUGGUUUCUUUGAUUUGUUGUUUGCUUUUGUUUGGUUUGGUUGAAGAUGUAUUUAUUGUUAUCAUUCACUUGUAUUAUUAUUUGGAAGAAAAUUGAAAUGAAAAUCUUUUAUGUUGAA
Mercurialis annua (annual mercury) is the source of this 841-nucleotide messenger RNA. RefSeq names its product casparian strip membrane protein 1. Lineage: Eukaryota; Viridiplantae; Streptophyta; Magnoliopsida; Malpighiales; Euphorbiaceae. The transcript has 3 exons. The coding region runs from base 73 to 681 and encodes 202 amino acids. The record is from RefSeq and is a predicted model, not a curated record.